GUCUGUCUGUAGAUCCAGAGUUUGGCUCCGGUGGGCGCGCCCCCGGCUGCGUGACGUCACUGGUGUGAAGAAGAUGGCGGCGCUCGUGGAGGCGGAAGUGUUGCAGUUUCGUCCUCCCUGGAAAGUGUGACUGCCUCCUGCAGACCAGAGGAGUGUGUGAACUUCACCAUGAACAACAAGGAUACGACCACAGAGUCCGAGACCAGCGGUCAGAUGAAAGUGUUUUUACCCAAUAAGCUGCUGGAGUGUUUGCCUCGCACCCCCACUUUACCCAAAGAGAGACUGCACUGGAACACCAACGAGGAAAUUGCAUCGUUCCUGAUUUCGUUCGACAGACAUGACGAGUGGCUUUCUUGCACGCUUAAGACCAGGCCACAGAACGGUUCAGUCAUCCUGUACAAUCGCAAGAAGGUCAAAUACCGGAAAGAUGGAUAUUGCUGGAAGAAGAGGAAGGACGGAAAGACGACCAGAGAGGAUCACAUGAAGCUGAAGGUUCAGGGCAUGGAGUGUCUUUACGGUUGUUAUGUUCAUUCCUCCAUUGUCCCAACAUUCCACAGGAGAUGCUAUUGGCUGCUGCAGAACCCAGACAUUGUUCUAGUGCACUAUCUGAACGUGCCGUCGCUGGAGGACAGUGUGAAGUCGUGUGGCCCGGUGUCGUCUGCUCUGACCGACCGCAGGGACAGUCUGCGCUGGAGCCGAGACGAACUGCUGUCCCAACUCAAACCCAUGUUCAACAGUAUAAAAUGGUCUUGUGGAGGCAACAGUUCUGUGGAGCUCUCAGUGGAGCAGAUGGUGCAACAGAUCCUAGAAACACAACAGACCAAACCACAACCUCGAACACACACCUGCCUCUGCGCAUCUCCCGGAUCCAACAUUCCUCACCGCUGCAACAGCACCAAACAUCGCAUCAUCUCGCCCAAACUGCCCACCUCUCACCCCGCCCUCAGCGAGCUGCUGAAUCUGGCCAAUGAGGGCUCAGAGGUCGGGCGGGAGGCGGGACCGGGCGACGCGUUAGUUGCUGUUGUGCCUUCAGAGAGGAAGCAGCCUGAAGAGGGCGGGCGAGGCGAUGAUCUCGGGGGCGUGGCUUCUCCAUGCUCCACCUCCUCCUCCUCAUCUUCCAGUCCGCCCCAAACGCAGCAGGCGGCGACAAUCGCUCUUAGCAAUGGAAACGGAUUCUAUGGUGACCAGCGGGGUGGAUUGGCGGCACUCAUCGUCAUGACGACGGCGGCGCCGGUGGGGCGUGGCUGUGGGGAGGAGCCAAACGCAGAGUUAGGCUCCACCCACCUGUCGCUCACCCGCGCCGGUGGACGUCUCGUUAUAUCUCCUGUGCCGCCCAAACAGGACACGCCCUCCCUGCCAAGCUCCACCUCCCCACAGAGCCCCGCCCCUCCCAAUCAGGGUGUGGCCACACUGUCACUCACUCUCCUGCCCAGCCCUGUGAUUGGAGGACUGCUGCUGACCGACACCCCCGGGACACUCCUGCCCCCAAACCCAACGUCGCCAUCGCCCUUGCUGCUUCCGUUUGACCCUGAAUCCUUCCUAAACAGCCCCAAACAGGGGCAGACCUACGGAGGACCCGCCCUCACGCCCCACUCACUCUCCGCCUCCUCUUCCCCGUCUCCACCUCCUUCUACAUCUCCUCAGCCGCCAUCUCUGGCUCUGUCUCUUUCUCCCACAUCUCCUCCAUCGUCACUAUCCUCCCUCUCUUCUGAGACGGAGAGGAAGAGUAUUCCGGGUUGUCCCUCGCCCUCGCUGUCUCUUUCGCUCUCUCCGGCGCGAACGAUUCCCACGCUGCUCCCGCUGUGUCUGGAGUUGUCUUUAGGACUCGAUUCGAUGAGUUCCCCUCUGUCUGUCCCGCCCUCCGACGACAGAGCUCCUCCCACCGGAUUCGCCGCUCAAGCCCCGCUCGGUCAUCUCCUGACCAAUCUGCUCUCGCCCGCCACCCAAAUAACACCCUCCCUCGAAGUGCUACCGACCAAUCAGCUGCCUCCAGAGGGAGAAAAGGCGGAGUCACAGCACUCCAUGUGCAUUCACCCUCCGAAUCGACUCUCUGUGGUUCAGGGCGGAGUGAAGCUGCUGAUCACAGGCCCGUGGUCAGAGACGGACAGCCGAUACUCGUGUGUGUUUGACCAGAGCAGAGUUCCUGCUUCUCUCAUCCAGCCAGGAGUCCUGCGCUGUUACUGUCCAGCUCAUGAAGCUGGACUCGUCGCUCUGCAUGUGUUGAAGGACUCCAGCGCCGUCUCCUCUUCUGUGCUGUUUGAGUAUCGCGCUCGCAACGCCUCAUCGUUACCAAGCUCACAGCUGGACUGGUUAUCACUGGAUGAUAACCAGUUCAGGAUGUCGAUUCUGGAGCGUUUGGAGCAGAUGGAGCGGCGAAUGGCAGAAAUGUCGAAUAACAAUCAGCAGAAUCAACACAUGAAUCACUAUCAUCAGCAGCUGUCGAGGAACCAGAGCUCCGCUCCACACUUGACUCCUGAAAACCAGGUACGAACACAUACACUCACUCUCAUACACGCACACAUACGCUGGAGGAGUAUCAGUGUGAAUAGUUUGGAUCUGGAACAGGAAGUGGAUCCUCUGAACGUUGAUCAUUUUUCCUGCACACCGCUGAUGUGGGCGUGUGCUCUGGGGCAUCAGGCCGCGGCUGUGUUGUUGUACCGCUGGAGCAGCGCGGCUCUGGGAAUCCCGGACUCUCUGGGUCGUCUGCCUCUGGCUGUGGCACACUCCCGUGGACACACACGUCUAGCGCGCUGUCUGGAGGAGUUACACACACACUCUCAGACGCAGGAACACACACCGGACACACCCUCACCUCCGUACCGACCCCUGUCUCCACUGUCCUGCAGCCCUGACACGGGUCUGAGCUCGUCCAGCAGUGUCCCCUCCCCCAGUGACCUGCCCUCUCCCUCCCCAAGCUCCGCCUACUCCAGUGGCUCUGUUACGGACCCCAUAGACUCCGCCUCCUCCCCGUUCUCAGCCCCGCCCCCUGCCGGUUCCACCGACUCGCUCUUCCUGAUGGACUGUGAGGCCUCGAGCCCCUCGGCGCCGGCCGUGUUGCUUCACUCGGAGCUCGCCGACGAGCUGCUCAGCUACAGCGAGAACGCCGAGAACGAGGACUACCUGUGUGACGAGGUGCUGCAGGUUGACAUGGCAACGCUGACCGAGCAGAUCAUCGAGGCCACGCCUGAGCGAAUCAAACGGGAGGAGUUUAGCCGGGAGGCGGAGUCACCGCUGCGAGAGAGGCGGGACAAUCCUGCCAUUCACGACACCAUGCCGUGGCUCGCCACAUACCUCGACACCGUCGACAGGGGUCUGUGUCCCACCCCUCCAUCGCUCCUCAGUGAUUUGGCGCUGCAGAGGCUCCGCCCCCCGAGCAGCGUGGCGUGGGCGGAGUUUCUGAACGCCUCAGCCAAUGGGAGGAUGGAGAGAGACUUUGCUCUGCUGACGCUGACGGACACGGAGCAGAGAGAGCUGUAUGAAGCUGCGCGCAUCAUCCAGAACGCCUUCCGCAGAUACAAGGGGCGGAGGCUGAAGGAGCAGCAGGACAUGGCCGCAGCCGUAAUCCAGCGCUGUUACCGCAAAUACAAACAGCUAACAUGGAUAGCACUGAAGUACGCCUUGUAUAAGAAGAUGACGCAGGCAGCCAUACUGAUUCAGAGCAAGUUCCGCAGUUAUUACGAGCAGAAGAAGUUCCAGCAGUCGCGGCGAGCAGCCGUCCUCAUCCAGCAGUACUACCGCAGCUAUAAAGAGUAUGAGCGCGUCAAGCAGGGGCCACGCGGCCCCGGGGCCCUCAACACCAGGCUCAAAGGCUCGUUCCUGACCAAGAAACAGGAUCAGGCGGCGCGGAAGAUCAUGCGCUUCCUCAGACGCUGCAGACACAGGUACACGUCUCUGACUCGCGUCUCCAUCCCGCACCGAUCGAACUCAAGCCAGUCGCUCUCAACCAGAGUAUAA
Sinocyclocheilus grahami is the source of this 3954-nucleotide messenger RNA. RefSeq names its product calmodulin binding transcription activator 2 (gene camta2). NCBI's taxonomy places the organism in Eukaryota, Metazoa, Chordata, Actinopteri, Cypriniformes, Cyprinidae. Gene Ontology annotation, cellular component: nucleus. The transcript is spliced from 23 exons. Gene Ontology annotation, biological process: regulation of transcription by RNA polymerase II. Bases 169 to 3954 code for a protein of 1261 amino acids. Gene Ontology annotation, molecular function: double-stranded DNA binding; protein binding; transcription coregulator activity. The record is from RefSeq and is a predicted model, not a curated record.